UCAUCAUUAUUAGCUUGAGGGAGGCCUCUUCAGGGCAAACCUUGAAACAUUCAGUUCCAUCUGAUGCAGCCAGGCACUUUAUCAAGACCCCGUGGAGUGUCAACUAGCAACCGACCCACCUGGCAAGAUUCUCGACACCUAGCUAGUAACGAUUGUAAUGGACAAAAGUAGCCAGCUAAGUAGUCAAACUCUGUAGAAUAUCAUCGACAAAUGCGUGUGUUAAAGCCACGUAGCUCUAGCUAUGCUAAUUGAUUUCAUAAAUCAAGCUAGCUAGCUAGUUGCUACCGCAACUUUUAUCCAAGUAGCAGCGAGCUAGCAGUCAAGCAUCCUCGCGAACUUGGGGUAUUUUUGCUAGCUAACUGGGGUGGCUGGUUAAUAUUGAAAGACCCAUACAACACAGUUAUUUGGCCACCCGUUAUAUUUUUGGAGCCAGCUAUCUUAACAACUUUUAUAACAUAGCCGUCUUAAUUGAGAUUGCUGGCUAGUUGAACAGUUUAAUCAGUUGGUCAUCGCUUCGUCUAGCUAGCCACAGUAGCUUUUCUAGCCAACCUGCUAACGUUACUUUGUUCGCUAGCUAGCAAACUAGCGCCAGGCAUCUAGCAAGGUGCUGCUGACUACAGACAGCCAGUAACGUUAUAGUAGCUAGCUAGCCAAAAUCCGAGUAGUUUUGUUGCUCUUUCUCCGUUAAAAAAUCCCCGCAAUGAUGGAAAAGAGUGGUUCGGAAAUGUCAGGGAAAAGAAGGGGUAGGAAUACAGUUAAUAAUCCUAACAAAAGUUUAGCUACGAAUGGAAAUAGCAACAAUUCAUGGGAGGAAGGAAGUUCGGGCUCCUCCAGUGAUGAUGAGCAUGGUAGUGGUGGUAUGAGAGUUGGGACUCAGUAUCAAGCCCUCGUGCCAGACUAUGAUCCAGAGAUUGCCAAGGCGGCCGAGGAGAGAGACAACCUGGGCAUGCUGGUGUGGCUCCCCAGCCCGAACCUGGCUGAAGCUAAAUUGGAUGAAUACAUUGCCAUUGCCAAAGAGAAGCAUGGGUACAACAUGGAGCAGGCACUGGGGAUGCUCUUCUGGCACAAACACAACAUUGAGAAGUCCCUGGCAGAUUUGCCCAACUUCACACCUUUCCCAGAUGAGUGGACAGUGGAGGACAAGGUCCUGUUUGAACAGGGCUUCAGCUUCCAUGGAAAAACGUUCCACCGUAUACAGCAGAUGCUACCAGACAAGUCCAUUGCUAGCUUGGUUAGAUUCUACUAUUCAUGGAAGAAGACACGGAGCAAAACCAGUGUCAUGGAUCGCCACGCACGCAAGCAGAAGAGAGAACGAGAGCAGAGUGAGGAUGAGGCUGAGGAGACCAAUGGAAAUGCUCCAAGCGAUGUAGAGUACGACCCAAAUAAGGAGGAGAAGAAAGAGCUGGGCGCAGCACCUGAGAAACAGGAGCCAAAACCACUAGCAGUGGUACAGAAGCCGACUACUGGCGUGGCAGAGAAACUGACCCACGUCAAAAAAGAACCACAGGGUCCUCCAGGGAAAAACCUGCACCGUGCUAAGAAGAAGCCUCCUAAAGGAAUGCAUCUGAGCCAGGGAGACGUAGCUGCAAUGUCCACCAGCACCCCCGCUGCAGUCGGUGUGCUGCGGCAAAUGGACAUGGAGCUGGUUGGCAUCAAACGCCAGAUCCAGAGCAUCAAACAGAAUAACAGUGCCCUGAAAGAGAAGCUUGAUGUGGGAGUAGACAACUUCAGAGUACCUGAGGUGAACCAGAAGUUUAACACUCGCUGGACAACAGAGGAGCAACUGCUUGCUGUACAAGCCAUCAGAAAAUAUGGACGGGACUUCCAGGCUAUCUCGGAUGUGAUUGGCAACAAGUCUGUGGUGCAGGUGAAGAACUUCUUUGUAAACUACCGCCGACGCUUCAACUUGGAUGAGGUGCUGCAGGAAUGGGAGGCCGAGCACGGGAUGGAGGGAGCAGCCAAGGGAGGAGAGGAGAAAAUGGACACAUCACCAUCUCCCACUGAGGAUGGAGCCACCAACCCUGUGCCGCCAGAGGACCAAAAAGAGGAAUCCUCACUAGUGGAAGCACAACAACCUCUAGCAUCCUGAGUGGCCAGCCAUUUUGGAUAAUUCUGUUGGCAGAACUCCUCCCUCUGAGAUUGUACGUCUGUUCUGAAGAGGCGAUGAUGAAUCUGCACAGGUUACUCCCUGUCUUUGCGGGCCUGUUCAAGAAGGUCAUUCCUGUUACCUCAUCCCCGGUUCAAGGAUGUUUUGCAGCUGCCCACCAAUUAACUUACAGCACCAGUCUUCAGCCGGACUGACAGUCAAAGUAACCAGAAUUAUCUGACUGCACUUUAUCCCAUCCCAGAAAAAUCUUCUGUAUCAAAUGUAACUUGUUUAUGCAUCUGGCGUCUCUUACCCUGCCUCGGUCACUCUCAACAUUACAGAUGAUCCCUGUUACCCAGCCCACAAUAUCCGUUUGUCGUUUUAUCCUUCUGCAACCCUCUUUACUUUGUAAAGACUGGUUUUUGUUGUGUAGUAUUUAAUCGCAGUAGGUCUCAGGUAUGAACUGACCCUGUGGACUACAAUUAUUUAGAAAAUAUAAAGAAAAACAACCCAAGGAAAUACCAUUGCCGUGUUGGAGAUGGAGAAAAGGUGAGUCGGGUGAUUUGCCCCCUGAUACACACACAGUGCAGAACAAGAUGAUAGCAUUUCCACAGGGCCAUUUCAUACUGAGACCCAAUGCAAGUUAAUACUACACAACCAAAACGAUUUAUAUUCUUCCUUCCAAAACUCUUGUCUUUACCCUUUACCCCCUAACUAACUUCAUCCCCUAACGGGCACUUGUCCCCCCCAUGGAUUUACAAGGAACAGACUGGUGUAUGAAGGCUUUAAAUCCAGGAGAGGGAGUUAGUGAGACGGGUGCACAGUGUGGGAGUGAAAUAGGAAAUCAGAAUGCAGAAAUUGCCUUGCAGUAUUCUACAAACUCCAAUCACCGUUGGGUACAAAGUAAACACUACAAUCUCCCUUCCCUCUGCUUCUUUGCGUUACUUACGGCUGAACCUCAGCCCUCCCCUACUGAUAUACACGCAAUGUUUGUCAUAAAAGGUUGCUCUUACGGAAUGGAUGUGCCUCCAGCAAAGUGCAAGUAGGAUUCUGGGAUCUUGAAUUUGCCAUAUCCAUGGCAUGAUGAAUGUUGUCCCCCACCCCCCACCGUACUGAAAAGACUGUACAGACUUAUCAAAAACUGACAUUACAUAUAGUAAGUGUAGAACUUAGAAUCCCAACAGGCGCUUCCAUUGAAGAAAUAAACUAGGUGUUGAAUUUUAAACGGUAGUGCACUUUUGGUGUUCAGUGUUCAAUAUUACUCAAUUUAAACUAAAGUUAACAUGUUCUGGUGCAUAUUUAUAAAUAAUGCAUUAGUUGUUCGGAUGACAGGUUAAAGAGACGUGUACAAAUAAUGUAAAACUUUAAAUAGGAGCUGUUCAUCAUUGAGGGAUGUCCAUUUUCAGUUUACUAGUAACCUCAGGACACACAAUAGGGUCAACACAAUCAUGUUAAGAAUGCUUUUCAGUUGGAAGGAGAGUUGAGUGAGAAGUUCCUUAAGUUGAUGAAUAGGGAACAAGGCUAGAGUAAACAUGUCUCCCCCCGGGCCAAAUGAGAUUGCUGUUACUAACAAAUUUCAGUUAAUUACUAUAGCUCCCGCCUUGGGUCGAUCAGUGUAAUUUUGUAAAUGCCAGGUAUCUAUGGCAAGACUCAUCAUUCGCCCAAGUUUCGUCAAAAUCGGACCAGUGCUGUCCGAGAUAUUGCGUGUGACUAACGGACAGACUGAGAGAGAGCCACAGUCCCUUCUCUGAUUUUUCAUCUUGGGGAACAAUUUUUACAUUUUAAUUUAAACCUUUUUGAGUUCUGAAGUGUUUUUAUUUGUCAUUUCAAACCCUGUCCCUUUCACAACAACUGGCCUAUGCUAUUCUACCGUUUUUACUGUACUGGUACCAUGAUUUAGCAUACUGUUUUGAAAUCUUUUUAUAUAUUUAUGAAGAAAUUGUGAAUGCCUGAGGUGGGGUUUUAAUGAGGUUGUGUGUAUUGCUGUCAUUUACCAUUGUGUAUUCAAUUUGCGCAUCAAUUAACUAGACAAUAAAUUUGAAGGAUUUAUAGGGACAUUUA
Messenger RNA from Salmo salar (Atlantic salmon), 4147 nucleotides. It is a transcript of the gene rcor1, whose product is annotated as REST corepressor 1. Gene Ontology annotation, molecular function: transcription corepressor activity. Gene Ontology annotation, biological process: negative regulation of DNA-templated transcription; regulation of transcription by RNA polymerase II. Gene Ontology annotation, cellular component: histone deacetylase complex; transcription regulator complex. The record is from RefSeq and is a predicted model, not a curated record. Lineage: Eukaryota; Metazoa; Chordata; Actinopteri; Salmoniformes; Salmonidae.